Molecule: messenger RNA, 1984 nt
Organism: Megalops cyprinoides (Indo-Pacific tarpon)
Lineage: Eukaryota; Metazoa; Chordata; Actinopteri; Elopiformes; Megalopidae
Gene: dnajc17
Product: DnaJ (Hsp40) homolog, subfamily C, member 17
Exons: 11
Coding region: 83-1036 (317 amino acids)
Biological process (GO): spliceosomal complex disassembly
Cellular component (GO): spliceosomal complex
Molecular function (GO): nucleic acid binding
Source: RefSeq, a predicted model, not a curated record
AGGUUGAAAUAGUUGCUAAAUUCAUGCCGAACAUUGAAAUAUAAUUUAAAGAGGUUUAUUCACGGCUAAGUAAAUUGAGGAAAUGGCAACGACAAAAGAGCUGCUGCAGAUGGAUCUCUACGGUUUACUCGGCGUUGAAGACGCGGCCUCCGAGAAAGAGAUCAAGAAAGCGUACAGACAGAAAGCUCUGACUUGCCAUCCGGACAAGAACCCAGACAACCCCAAAGCAGCUGAGCUCUUCCACCAGCUUUCCCAGGCCCUCGAAGUCCUGACUGAUGCUGCGGCAAGGGCUGCUUAUGACAAGAUCUGCAAAGCCAAGAAACAAGCCGAGGAGAGAACCAGGAGGCUUGAUGACAAGAGGAAGAAGAUCAAGUUAGACCUGGAGGCGCGCGAGAGGGAGGCCGAGGCUCAGAGCGCCGAGGAGGUCAAAAUCACACGCACGCUAGAGGAGGAGAUUGCUCGGCUCCGGGAGGAGGGCUCACGGCAGCUGCAGGAGGAACAGAGGCUGAUAAAGGAGCAGAUCCAGAAGGAGAGAGAGGGAGGAGGGCAUGGAGGAGGCGCAGCACCAGGCACUGAGCGGCGGACGCGGUCCGACAGCAGCGUGACCCCCAAAUUAAAACUGAAGUGGAAGAGCUCAAAAGAGGAUGACACGAAUGGUGGCUACUCCCAAGACCUACUGUUCGGCCUUCUACAAAAGUAUGGUGACGUGUUGAAUGUUCUGGUGUCGAGGAAGAAGAAAGGAAGUGCAGUGGCAGAAUUUGCAACAGUCAAAGGCGCGGAAUUGGCGUAUAAAAAUGAAAUGGGCUUGAUAGAAAACCCCCUGAAAAUUUCAUGGCUUGAAGGACAGCCUGAGGCCCCGGCGCCGGUAUUGCACAGUCAUGGAACGGACAGGCCAUUCCGACAAGUCCAGGGAUCCUUGAGCAGUGAGCGGGACUACGAGAGCGUCGUGCUGAUGAGAAUGAGACAAGCGGCAGAGAGGCAGAGACUGAUCGAGGAGAUGCAGAGGGAGGAUGAGGAGGAGGCCGCCCGGUCCUAGCCAUCAGUAACACUGACAAACUGUUAAGCUUUAGUUCAAUAAAGCAAACCUUCUUGUAUGUUAUGAACCAUUACCAAAAAUAAUCAGGCUAAUCGCUGAGAGUACCUCUGCUGUUGUUCAUUGGAUAGUAGAUUGUCCCCAGACUGGGAAAUGGUGGCACCAGUGAUAAUGGCACCAAUGCAUGUUAUUUAAGGUCAUUGCACUGUAGAAUGUGUUUUUUUUUUUACCCCAAAACAAGGGAUUUACAUCAGGUCAUAUUUUAGCUCCAUAUCACAAACGAAUGUAAUUUCCACUUCUCUUUUACUGCAGAAGACCUUUUCAGAGAAAAGGGCUAUCCAAUUGGACUCCAAAUCCCAUGGCUGCUAUCAUUUAAUUACCAUCUGUCAGUACAGUUCUACUCAUUUCUAAAGAGAGCAAAAACUUGUUUCCGUGCCAUAAAUUGCAGCCAAGAGCAAAUGAUUUGAUUUCCCUUGUGCAAUAUUACUCUUGAUUAAAUAGUUACAUUUUAUUGUAUGUAUCUGCGCAAUGUACUCUGUCUUUUGGACAACCCAAAACCACAGAUUAUGUCUCCCAGAGGGAGAUCUAUGGGUAAGGAAAUCGCUCGUUUCUGUCCGAUGUUUCACAGGCAGCAAGACAAUCCCGCAUGCCUUAGGCCGUACGGUCAUCCUGGGGAAUGGUAAACAGUGGGUUUUAUGGGAAUGGUGUGAGCUCACGUGAUGAAACGUGAACCCGCUUUGAAGUUCCUCUGUAAUAACUGUGGCAGACACGAUGAUUGCUCUGUAAUUUGUGUAUCUGGGGCUCAGUUCCAAAGUGCAGCAUCCCCACAUGGAACGAGACAAAGGCUUAAACAAAUAUUUCAUAACAGUCCCUUGUAUUCAUAACAGAGUGUUUCAUAACAAAUGUUAUUGCUUACAUUAUGAAAGAUACUGGUUUGGUGUCCCCUGUUCA